Gryllus bimaculatus (two-spotted cricket) is the source of this 4443-nucleotide messenger RNA. NCBI's taxonomy places the organism in Eukaryota, Metazoa, Arthropoda, Insecta, Orthoptera, Gryllidae. The record is from the annotation of a GenBank genome assembly.
UUCUGUUCAACAAGUAAAAAUCUGCAAAGCAUUGAUACAAGCUUUGUCGAGGCUAUUGAUCAGCAUAAUACGUUGUUCCAGCUUCCUGUCAUCAUAGAUUUAGUACCUCAAAAUCCAAAAUCUACUGGAAGGGGACUAAUGAUUGAGGGAGUAGAUCAAUGCUCGCUGGCUAUUAGGAAGGGAAACGUUGAAAAGAGCAGUGAAAGUGUUUCAGUAGAGCGUGUCAUCCAUCAAGUAGUGAGGUUUUGAAAUUAAGUCAAUGAAAAAAAAUAUCAACGUCAAACAUGGAAAAAAGUUCGAAAAAGGAAUUAUUGACUAUUAUAAAUCAACAAAACGAAAAGAUUAGUCGAUAUGAAACACGUUUGAGAGAUGUGGUAAUAGCAUACAAAGGACUAGUAACAGAAAAAGAAGCACUUGAAUCAAGUGUUAAGGCUUUGAGCACAUCUCAAUCGUCCACUAACAACAGGCCCGAGAGACAUGACACCAACGAUAAAAAUACUGAAAAAACUAGUAAAAACCCCAGAGAGGUAGAAAAUCAAGAUUUGGAAGAGACUAAGGAGAAUGAAAAUCAAAUUAAAGAUGAGGAGAAUGACAGCGUUAAACAACUACAUCAACAACUUACAACUUUAACAAAUUCUCUUGCCACACUUUCUGCUGAGAAGUCUCGAAUGGAAGCAAGUUUUCAAGCAGACAAGAAGCAACUUCGAUUGGAAAAAGAAGAGCGUGAUAAAUUAAUUCGUGAUCUGCAAAUUAAAAAUCAGCAAGCAUUUAGCGAAAUAGAAAAUCUUAAAUUAAAACUUACUAAUGAACGUCAGGAACGUGACAAGGAGCAAAAUGAUCAUGGUGUAAUGAUCAGGGAAUUACAAAAAUUACUGGCUGAUGAAAGACAUCAGGUUGAAAUUUUGGAAAUGCGAUGUGAAGAAUUGAAAUCCAAAUCAACGCAGAUGGAACUACAGAACAGUCAAAAUGACAGAAAAAUGCGAGACUUGAAAAAUGAAUUAGAAUCUUCUAGAAGAAAGUUAAAACGAGCCGAACUAGAAAUAAAAAGUAAGGAAGCACCUCCAUUGUUAUUUGAAUUGCAAGAAGAAAUGGCUAACUUGAAACUUCAUCAUCAAGAUGCAAUUUUACAGGAGCAACAAAGAGUCGCUGAAGCAGAAGAACGUGCUCGUAAAUUAGCAGCUGCACAUGAAGAAAGAGUGGCAAAUCUGGAAUCUAGAUUAGCUGAACUGUCAGAAACUGUUGGAACGUACGAUAGAUUACGUCAGCAAGACCAAGCAGCUAUAACAAAACUAAAGGAACAUAUUGCUCAAUUAGAUCUUGAAAACACUUGUGGUACAGGUCAAAAAGUUUUGAAUUUUGGAGCGGAAGAACUGAAAGAAAAUAAAGAAGUUGAUGUUAACGCUGAUAUUCCUACAUUAGUCGAGCAUAUUAUAAACUUAAAAACACAACUUCUUCAGAUGAAUCAACAGUCAGAAAAACCUAUUGAUGUAAAGGCCAUAUUUAAUAUAUCUGCUGAUCCAGAUGAAAACCUACACAACAAAUGUGAAGAGAAAAUUUUGCAUCUUCAGAAUGAAAUUGAAUAUCUCAGGAAACAAGAGCCUGGAGUAAAUGAAGAGGAUGAUACAACUUCUCUUGUUAAUGCUUUGAAAGAGAGAAUUCAGUUGUUGAAUGCUCAGAUGAGUGAUGGAGAAGAAAAUAAAAAGCUCAUUGACAACUUACAAAAAAUGUUGAAGGCAGAGAAGGCAAGAAGUAAAUCUGAACUCACUGCUGUGGAGACAGAUUACCGUUGUCGAUUAGCGCUUCUUGAGCAGCAAUUGCAAAAACAGCGUGAACGUUCGUUAAUGCUACUAGAAGACAAAGAACAAGAAAUAAGAAUAUUAAAAUCAUCUUUUGGAAUGUUUUUACCUGGAAGUAAAGCUGGACUCAGUCAUGCAGAGCAACAGCAAGUACUGAAAUGUUACUAUUUUAAAUCUACAUUUUUAAUGAAUCUUUUGUCACUUUUCUGAACAUAUAUACUAGUUUGUAACUUGUAAAUGUUCUUAGAUGAAAUGGUGUUUGACUUCGCUUCUUUUGUGUUGCUAAUAUUCUAUAAUAAAAUCUACUUUCAUUUUAUUCACAUAUAGGACAUGAAAGCAUGGUUGCAUACAUUCUUACAUUCAAAAUAAAUAGUCUAAUAUAAAGGUUAAUUAAAAAUGACCCUCAUACCAGCAAAAUGGGGCUUCUGUUAACCAUAAUGAUAUCAUUUCUGCAGAAAAUAGUUUGAAAUUAUGGAAGAAAUAUCAAGGAAGGCCAACUACAUUUACGGGCCCCUGUUUUCCAUUAAACAUUUUUAUCUACAUUCUAUUCUACCAGGAUUUUAAUAUACUAGUAUUUUGAUAAUAUACUGCAAUGAGAGGCAAUAACUACAGUAUGGUAACAAAGCACAAUAAUUCUUUUCGAUAAGAAAUGUUUAAAGGACAAUGUAAACAACAAUCGACCUUUUACUGUGGUAUUGAACAUUAACAAAAUUGUUUCAAAAAUAUUAUCUGGCUGGAUAACGAAACAGUAGAGCGGAACCAACCUGUGGAACAAGCCCAGUUUCAUUCAGAAAAAGACUAUCGUUGAGUUACACAAAGAUUCCCAGACAGAAGGUGUAAGAGGGGGAAAAUCGUCAUUCACAUUGUCUCAGGAUGUGGCUUUUCGCAUUAUGCCAUUCCAAUGUUGGUGCCAGAAAUUUAAUAAUACAUUUCCUCCUUAGUCAGAUAAUCGCUUUAUAUUCUCUAAAAACCAUUCCGUUUCUGCGUACGACAGGCUUCUGGCUUGUAGAGAUAAUUUUCACAUUCAAAAUCUUUCCGUUCUGGGACAUUUUGUCCGGAGUGGUAGAGAUUUUGUCUUUGCUUUAUACAGUAAAACCUAUUUUCAUAUUCCCGAGACUAUUGCUAUUUCUGAAACUUUCCUCUUUCAGUAUGCGUCAAUCAUCUCCUUUAUCUAAUGACAAAACGUGAUUACGGGGUGUAUGGUAUAGUUAUGUUGUCAGAGCACGGGGGGUCUAACUUUCAUAAAUUAACUUGAUGACCCAACAGCUAUGAAGUGAAGCUUGAUUGAAAUGUAAGCCCUUUGUUGUUAUUAUUGAAAACAAUACCAAACAAAUGUGAGUUCCAUAAAAUAUUUUAAUCUUUAUUCAUUUACGCCAGCCAAGAUUAAUCUUGCCGUGUUCACAAGUGAGUAAUUUCAGGCGGAAAAAUGCCAGCUUAUUCCACAUAAUAUAUAAUCAAUAAAUAAUUCCUUUGCUGUUUUGGAAGUCAUAGAAGUGAAAUCAAAUAAGUGCUGGAUAGUAACAAAGCAUUUCUCAGCAAAACAAUAUAGGGAACAUUUGUUCAUGGAAUUGAGGAGUAGAAGACGCUGGUAGGUUUCCCCCCACCCUGUGAAAAGACUCACCAGAAUGUAACCUUUGAGGUCACAAAAUAUAGUAUCUGACAUUUUAGCAAAUGGAAACAUGCCCUGACCCCUGCCAUCUAGUGUUUACUAUGUUAAUAACAUAAGCUCUUCUUUAUGUCUACAUUUCUAAAAAAACGCUUCCCUUUCUGCACUAAUAUUCACAAGGCGGAGGGGUUAAUUUUGUAGUAUUAUUUAAUCCUAUAAUGAAUGGAAUUUAGAGAAAAUUGUAAUAAAAAAAUAUAAUAGGGUUUUAAAACAAGAAGGGAAUUUUUUUUUAUAACAUUCGACAUUUUAAGUCAUUAAUUCAUCCCAUACUACCUGCUGAAUUGACAGAUUAAACCUUAAAUUGUUUAAUUAAAUAAUUUAACAGCAUCAAAAAAACGUCAGCUGGUUAGUGAUUCUGUUAUUAUCCAUUCUAAAAUGCAUUAGUUGUAGGUUGGAACAGCCACUGCCCCUUUCACCAUUUUUGUUGUGCAAGACAUCGUCAUUAAUUGUGCAUUCAAUGUAUGUGACGUCAUACUUUUUUUAGCAUUUUGUAAUUAUCAUACUUUUUCCUGCCAUUGAGUUCAAUAACACUAGUGAAUCAGUUGUAAUUGUAUGUAAUUGAUCAAUAAUGUAGUUAUUGCAAUAGUUUUGUAAUGAAUAAAAAGAGUAAAUUGCCUUAAAAAUCUAAUGAACAACAAAUAAUAUUUUGGUACUUGUGUUCAGAAUUGUUUAAUGUUGACUAGUGUCUAAUCUUCUCUUAUAUUGCGUUUUAUUCUGUUAGAAAACUUCCAUGCCUGGUUAUAACCAAUUUAAAAAUUUACUUCUAAAUACUUGUCUUCAAAACUAUAAAAUUUUGUUAUGAGUUAAGACAGGAUUGUCUUACUGGCAGUCCACGGUGCCAUUUGUUCUGACCCGCAAAACAUUAUUAGUCAAUAGUGAACGUCCCUUCCAUCAAUGCAACUUCGCAACUUCAGUAAAGGUUAUAGUUGUGGCCCUUGAGGCCUUGCAAGUUCGACACCCCUGAGCUAAGACAUACUCUAU